UUUUCAUCGGUUUGUCAAACAAAAAAAACAGUGUAAUGUUAAAAGCAUCGAUUUCUAUUACUUUGGCCACGAUUGCCGUUUUAUGUGUGAUACCAUCUUUGGCAAACAGGUGUACCGGAAAGCCCGAUGGUCUCUUCAUUAACGAUUUUACGGCCUGCGAUAGAUAUUUCGUCUGUACUCGCCAAAUGCCAGUACCUGGUCGCUGCCCGAAUGAUUUGUAUUUUAACGAGGAAGAACAAAAGUGUGAUCAUUCCUGGAAUGUGAUCUGCCUUCUUUGUGGUGACCCGAACGAGGAGCCUACGACUAUUACUACGCCGGAAUCUCCAACAGGCCCUGAUGAAACGGAAACACAAAUGACUUUGAUGUUAGAGCCAAGUGAAACAGUCGAGAAUUUUCCUAUCGAAUAUGAGUGUGGCAAAUAUACUGCUUGUUUCGACGGCGAAGGUUUCUUGAUGGAAUGCGCACCGGAACUUUUCUUUAAUCCUGAGAGUAGGCGGUGUGAAAUACCAGAUGACAACUCUUGUGACCGCAGCUGCCCUAGCAACGUUAAUCCGUCGGUACCAACGUUCGUCCCAGACCUUACAGACUGCUCUAGUUACUUUAUAUGUUUCAAUCGUACCUCAACUGCACAAAGUUGUGCGGGUGGUAUGCUGUUCAACCCUGAUACCAGAAAAUGUGAUUUUCCUGAAAAUGUGGAUUGUGAUCAUGUUACACCCAUAAUAACUGAGUGUCAACCGAAUGGAAUGCAUUAUAUUCCGCAUGAAGAGAGUUGCACAUCAUUCUUCGUUUGCGUGAAUGGUGAAAAUCGGGGUGAACAAGAAUGCGCGGACUCUUUACUUUUUGAUAUUGACACUAUGACCUGUAGAGAGGCCGAAUUAGCUACUUGCACCUGCCAGGAGUGCAUGACAUGACAGCUUAGUAGUCUAUUUGUUUAAAAAAAAAGUUUUCGGAUGCUUGAGUAAAUUAUCCAAUAUUUCAUAACGAUUACAAUAUAUGUAUUUAUAAAUAAAGAAAAAACAAUCAUAUGAA
Malaya genurostris is the source of this 1029-nucleotide messenger RNA. RefSeq names its product peritrophin-1-like. The record is from RefSeq and is a predicted model, not a curated record. Gene Ontology annotation, molecular function: chitin binding. Lineage: Eukaryota; Metazoa; Arthropoda; Insecta; Diptera; Culicidae. Gene Ontology annotation, cellular component: extracellular region. Bases 36 to 911 code for a protein of 291 amino acids. The transcript has 2 exons.